Messenger RNA from Papilio xuthus (Asian swallowtail), 4870 nucleotides. RefSeq lists its product as uncharacterized. The coding region runs from base 62 to 4309 and encodes 1415 amino acids. The transcript is spliced from 23 exons. Lineage: Eukaryota; Metazoa; Arthropoda; Insecta; Lepidoptera; Papilionidae. The record is from RefSeq and is a predicted model, not a curated record.
AGAAAAAAAUAAAAUAAAACACAAACAUAAUCAUGUCACCGUCAACUGACUUUUUAAAAAUAUGGGAAUGAGUAAAAAAAGUACCAACAACAUACUGUCUGACAAAGAAACUCAAUCGCCUAUGUUAAAAAUUUUCAAAGACAUCAUGCAAAGAGAGAGAAAUGAUUCAGAAAAAGUCAAUCUAAUCAAGAUCGAGAAGUUAGAAAAUAAAAAAAGGAAGACAUAUUCUGGACCACUUCCUAAAACUGAUUUGAGGUCGUGUGACUCGAGCAGUACGGAGCGGUUCAAACACAGCCACGGCAGUAAGAUGCCGAUACAAGACUUGGAACAGCAAAUGUACAAGGAAUGUAAUGAUAGGACGCAGACUAUACCUUUCAACGCCGAAAAGAAAGAUAACUGGUGGUUUUGGAAAGAUUCUGAAAAAAAGAAAGUCACAGAUGACACCUGUUCAUGUGUGUCUUGUGCGGAAAUUGACAGGUUGAAGAAAGUAAUCAGUUCAGAUUACGCUUGCAUCUUCUGUCUGUCGCUGAUGUUUGCGAUAUCUGUGGUGGUGGCGUUCGUUAUCUUCAGGAGUGUGGCUGUAACUGAAGGCAUCUCGCCACAGAUAGAAGGCCGGAUGAGUUCCGCACUCAAGAAAAACACAAUGAUCAAAUCUAGACGGCAGUUUCGCAGCGAUGGAACGAACUUGGAUGGAAACAAACCCUGGACUGAUAUUACUGACCCCUGGCAAAGUUUACCCAGUUUGUCUGGAACAGAUUUCGGGGAAACUGGAUUACGAGAUGGGACUUAUAAUGAAGAAUCUUACAACAAAGUCAGCGGAACAAUCUCACAGAUUCUGGAUGCUGACAAAUUCUUUGACGGACCAACCAGCGAGAAGCUACGAGAUUUCUAUAAACGUCUCAUUCAAACAGACGCACGCAUAAGAAAAUUGAAACAACAAACAGAAGAAGCAAGCGACAUCACGAAACCUCUCCCUGAUAGAUACAAGAGGUCCCUCAUGUCUAUAGAGACCCCCAUAAAUACUGACACACAAAGAAUAAGUCUAGAUACAAAAGUAGACUUAAGUAAAUUCAAUUUAUUCUAUCCACCUUUCGUUGCAGUAAAAGAUUCCGCUUUCACUAAUCAGAAGCCAAGAUUUAAAAAAUCUGACGAAGAUCCAUACAGCAAUCAACCAUCCGGUAUUGUAAUAGAAAAUAAAAAGCUCAUGGUUCAAUAUGGACCAUUCGAUAGAAAACGUAAUUUUCCUAAAUGCUCCCACAUGCUAAAAGACUCGAAAUCUCACGAGAAACAAUUGAAACAUCCAUUCUAUAAGAACUCUCAACGUCUGGACGAACUAUUGGGACAAAUGUUGGAACAUAAUUUGGAUAAAGUUGUAGCGAAUCCUUUUAACUUAGAUUUAUGGAAUGGUGAAAAGGAUAAAUGCAAACAUUCGAAGGAUGAACAAGAAGUAGUAACGAAGGCGGAAGAAGAGCCACAGAAACAAAUUUCAUAUCCACCUAAAUCGGAUGACUCCGUAAAACUUAUGGGCGUUAAAAGAAGAAAUGGUUUAGCUGAAGGAAAUCCGAGCUAUAUUGAAAAAGAAGCCGCACAUAUAAAUGAUGAGGAAACCGAUGAACUGUUCUUCCCAUCGACUACUCCGAAAUAUGGCGUUGUGUUAAGUGUAUCAACAUUCAUUAAUGCUGAUAGUACUGAAGAGAGCAGAGUUACGAAGAACAGCGACGACUCAUCAAUAAACAGACGCAAAUUGUUACAAUUAAACGAGGAAGAUGAAGAAAAUCUUGCUUAUGAAGAUUUCAAAGAAGUACUGGCUGAUUAUACUGACACUCAUGACGAGACUGAUAAACAAGUAGAAAGGGAUAGAAGAUCUGAUAAUUCCGUAAUUUCUGGGAAACAAUCUUUCGCAAAUAAGUACGAUAUUUCCUUAGUUCAUAACCCAAACUGGAAGAGUCCUAUGCAAUUAUAUCCCGAUGAAUUAAAUUUAUUAAUAAAAAAUUCAGGAUCUUCAAGAGCCGAUAGUGAAUUUGAAAAAGGAUUUCUAGACCCAAAGGAUAAAGUAAAGAAUACUGAUACAGAUUACGUAGAAGAAUAUUUAAACAGUAAAUACUCAAAAUUAGCGCAGGCGUAUAGUGAUUAUGGUGUACUGGCUGCAAAAAAAGAUUAUGUUACAAAUGAAAUGAACCUGCCCACAGAUAAUGUAAUACAUCAUGAAUUUCCAAAGAGUUCGACUGAAAAAGAAAACAAUGUUAAACAAAAUCUAAUUAAGAAACGGAGAAACGCACAAAUGCACGAACUUAACACUCAAGAUGUAAAAUAUCCAUUUGCAGCGAACAAUAUGACAACAUCGAGAAAUAUAUUAAAAAUUACUGAAUUUGGACCAGAAGUGAAUGAAUUCUUUCCUAAAAUAAAGAUAUCAUCUGAACUCAAGGAAUUGAGAAAUAUGGAAAAAAAUGACAACGAAACACAAAUACAUCGCUCAGAUGCAACUUUAUUUAGAAAAUUACGAUCAUUAAAAUCUAUAGAAACUGAAGAAUCGAAAGAUGCGUUAGAUUUAAAAAGUAAUAAAAAAUUCACAGUACCCAAUACUGAAGAGGAAAUAAAUAACACAAGCUUUAGUAAUAAUGGUAGCGUCGAAGGGCCCGGUGAAAUUCUACGCGUGUUUUCCGAUUGGUUUCUUACUUUAGCUAAAUUGUCUGGCGAAUUUAAAGACAAUUCUACAGUCAUUCAAGAAAACUCUACAAUAUUAAAUACAUCUUUAUUAAAUACAUAUGAACCGGAAAAUGUUACUAAAGAUUUCAUGUAUCCAAUGUACGAUGCUGAUAUGAUUGAAAAUAUUGGUCAUAGAUCUAGAGUUCUCAUGUCUAUUGAAGAUAAAAGUGGAAACACCUCGUUAACAACAACUAUAAAUAAUACGAAAGUUGAGAAAUCUGAAAAAAUAAAUAAAGAAAAUAUUAAAGAAAAUAAAGGAGUAACAACAAAAUUACCGCCUGCAAACCAAACAACAACAAUCAAACACGAAAAUGCCAGUGUAAAUGCAAACUCUACUUCUCAAGAUAAAAAAGUCAAUCGAACCGUAGUCAAAAGAAGUGCUGAUAGUAAUCUUAUUUUCUGGAACGAUAUCUAUGAUGAUGAAUACGGUGUUAAAAUAGAUUAUUUGGAUAACGAAGCGAGGAAUAAACAUUCCGUUGAUAAUGAAAAUUUCAUGAAGCGAUCCGGACAAUGGAUUAAUAAGAAAUUCAGAAAAUUAGGUGAAAGUUUACGAACAGGUUACAAUUCAAGAAAGAAUUAUAAAAGACAACAUAUUAUUAAUAAAACAAAUAACAGGGAACAUAAUUUUAAUCGGUUUUUACGUAAAGUUAAAGAUUUAAGACCCAAAAAUUACUACAAGCGAGAUGAAAGUGGACUUUUGUAUUCAAAGAAGAAAAAGUAUGAGGAUGAUGAAAGUGAAAAUUAUUUAAACUUCGCGUCAAUGACAGCUAAAAUGAAACAAAUAUGCCACGAAGCGGCAAAGGCCGUAGAGAAAACUAGAAAUAUAAACAUCCGAGAGAGUGAGGGCGGCGAGGAGGUGGUCGCGACAUCCCUGAUGCAGCAGCUCGUCAAACUGAUGACUGAUCUCGUCGACUUCCAAGUGCAGCAAAAGACGUGCUCUAGACUCCCACAAGACCUCUCCGAUUUCCUGCAGUGGCUGACAUCACCUCCAGGUUCUGAUGAAAGUAAAGAUACCAGAUUCGACAUGAUACUAAUUGCCUCGCCAUUAAAUGAUACUAAAGAAUAUAAAACUAGUGAAUCUCCAUUAGUUGAAAUAGCAGAUUCAAUCUUAAAAGAAGAGACUGAUCCUAAAUCUGAAUGUCUGAAUAUACUACAAUCGGUGCGAGAACUUUUGCGAUUAUAUGACGAAUUAUCUUACGAAGAAAAGGGCAAACUACUCGGCAUCAAGGAAUAUCUAGAAAACCAAAGAAAUUUCCUUUUGAAAAUCCUAUCGGCUCCUAUAGAUUUGAGUACCUCCUUAGACGUGUUAAAAAUGUAUCGAAAACGUAAUACACCAGCCCGCUUUAAGCGAUUCGUUUCACAAAAGAAGGGCCCGAACAAAACACAGACGCGGAGGAAAGAAACACCAAUGAAACGAAUCAACAAAUUUACUAAGACAUCAGAAACUAAACGAACGAAGACGACAAUGAAUCAGAUAGAUUCAAUGGUCGUUACUGAAGGAGUUAGAAAAAAGAAACAAAAACUAGACAAGGAUACAAACGAAAAUAAAUCGACAACAGCUCAUCAUAAAAUUGAAACUAAAACACCAACUGUUAAGACAUAAAAUUAAUUCAUUUGUAUUAGGAAUUAGCACUUUGUUAUUAGCACAGCUUUCUAAUAUUGAAAUACUUGCAUACAAACCAUCUCUGUCAUUCACUUUGAGAUAGAAGAGACAACAAUUAUUUUAAUUACCAGCCUUUAGAGGUAACUUCUGGACAGGCUUUUGCUUCGUCGGAAGUCGGAAGGACUUCAUAGUGCCAAUUGAAAUUACUGUAAACUAAUUUUAUCUUUAUUAUUAGUUUGAGUUUCCAACACUGCCAUGUAACGCUACCGUCACCGCCAAAAUGGCGAAAAUGAAAUAGGCAUAAAAUACCAUGGUUUAUAUCCUAUCCAGUGGAUAACAAACAUGAUUGAUUUUGAUACAAAUGGCAGUGGAAUUUGACUGUUUUUGAUAUACUGUUCGUUUAGGAUUGUCAAAUGUAGUAAUAACUUGAUUGAAUUGUAAUUUUAACAUAGGUUGCACAGUUUGAUUAAUAACAUGAGUAUAUGUUUUAGCAGUUUACAAACGUUUGUUUUAUGAUAGGAUUUACUUUCACGAUAUUGUAAUAAAUGUAUUUAUUUAUUA